Physeter macrocephalus (sperm whale) is the source of this 2163-nucleotide messenger RNA. RefSeq names its product ATP-binding cassette sub-family C member 12. The transcript has 17 exons. Bases 1 to 2163 code for a protein of 720 amino acids. Gene Ontology annotation, molecular function: ATP hydrolysis activity; ABC-type transporter activity; ATP binding. Gene Ontology annotation, biological process: transmembrane transport. Gene Ontology annotation, cellular component: membrane. NCBI's taxonomy places the organism in Eukaryota, Metazoa, Chordata, Mammalia, Artiodactyla, Physeteridae. The record is from RefSeq and is a predicted model, not a curated record.
AUGUGCACUGAUUUCAUCUUUCUCGAAUGGCGGGAAGCCUGCGAGCAGAGGGGCCCUCCCAAGUCAACUCUGCAUCAGCUUUCCACCCACAGGUAUCAGCACACGGUUCGUGUCUGUGCCCUUCAGGAGGACCUGAGCACUCCACCUUAUGGAGACUUGACCGAGGCCGUGGACGCCCACGUGGGGAAGCACGACUUUGAGGAGUGCAUUAAGAAGGCGCUCAGGAGGAAGACCAUUGUCCUGGUGACCCACCAGCUGCAGGACCCUGAGCACAUUUAUGAUGCAGCAGUGGUGGAAGCCCUUAAGGAGAGCCCUGCUGAGAGAGAUGAAGACACUGGAGAUGAGAAACAUGAUGGAAAAGAACCUGAAACAGAAUCAGAGUUUGUAGACGUGAAAGGACUUGUGUUUGUCCCCACCAUUCCUCUGCACCAGCUCAUCCAGACCGAGUCCCCCCGGGGAGGAACCGUGACCUGGAAAACUUAUCACACGUACAUUAAGGCUUCUGGAGGGUACUUCCUCUCUCUCUUCGUGGUGUCUCUCUUCCUCCUGAUGAUCGGCAGCUCUGCCUUCAGCAACUUGUGGCUGGGUGUCUGGUUAAACAAGGGCUCACAGAUGACGUGUGGGCCUCACGGCAACAUGAGCACGUGCGAGGUGGGCCCGGUGCCAGCAGACACCGGGCCGAGGGUGUACCAGUGGGCGUACGCAGGGAGCGUGGUGUCCGUGCUGGUGUUUGGUAUCACCCAAGGCUUCGCUUUCACCAAGACCACACUGAUGGCAUCCUCCUCACUGCACGACCGAGUGUUUGACGAGAUCCUGGAGAGCCCGAUGAGCUCCUUUGACAGGACUCCCUCUGGCAGGCUAAUGAACCGUUUUUCCGAGGACACGGACGAGCUGGAUGUGAGGCUGCCGUUUCAUGCCGAGAACUUUCUGCAGCAGUUUUUCAUGGUGCUGUUUAUUCUCGUGAUAUUGGCUGCUGUGUUUCCUGCUGUCCUUUUAGUCCUGGCCGGCCUGGCUGUCGGCUUCUUCAUUCUUUUACGCAUUUUUCACAGAGGAGUCCAGGAGCUCAAGAAGGUCGAGAGCGUCAGCCAGUCCCCCUGGUUCUCCCACGUAGCCUCGUCCAUGCAGGGCCUGGGAACCAUCCACGCCUACGACAAGAGGGACGACUGCGUCAGCAAUAAGUUUAAGAUGCUAAAUGAUGAAAACUGCAGCCCUCUCCUAUACUUUAACUGUGCUCUCAGGUGGUUUGCUCUAAGGAUGGAUGUCCUCAUGAACAUCGUCACCUUCAUUGUGGUCUUGUUGGUGACCCUGAGUUUCUCCUCAAUCAGUGCUUCAUCCAAAGGCUUGUCAUUGUCUUACAUCAUCCAGCUGAGUGGGCUGCUCCAAGUGUGCGUGCGGACAGGGACGGAGAUCCAGGCCAAGUUCACCUCCGUGGAGCUGCUCAGGGAGUACAUUUCGACCUGUGUUCCUGAAUGCACUCACCCCCUCAAAGUAGGGACUUAUCCCCACGACUGGCCCAGCCGCGGGGAGAUAACAUUCAGAGACUAUCAGAUGAGAUACAGAGGCAACACUCCCCUUGUUCUCAACGGGCUGAACUUGAACAUCCAGAGUGGGCAGACAGUUGGGAUUGUUGAAAGAACAGGUUCUGGCAAGUCAUCCUUAGGAACGGCCUUGCUUCGUCUGGUGGAGCCCGCCAGUGGCACAAUCCUCAUUGAUGGCAUGGAUAUCUGUACUGUUGGUUUGGAAGACCUCAGAACCAAGCUGACUGUGAUCCCCCAGGAUCCUGUUCUGUUUAUAAUGAAACUCCCAGAGAAAUUACAGACAGAAGUCACAGAAAAUGGAGAAAACUUCUCAGUAGGGGAACGUCAGCUGCUUUGUAUGGCCCGAGUGCUUCUCCGUAAUUCAAAAAUCAUUCUCCUUGAUGAAGCCACUGCCUCCAUGGACUCUAAGACUGACACCCUUGUUCAGAGCACCAUCAAAGAUGCCUUCAAAGACUGCAUUGUGUUGACCAUUGCCCACCGCCUCAACAUGGUCCUCAACUGUGACCGCGUCCUGGUCCUGGAAAACGGGAAGGUGGUCGGGUUUGAUAAGCCUGAAGUCCUUGCUGAGAAGCCAGAUUCUGUGUUUGCAAUGUUACUAGCAGCAGAAAGCAAAAUCCGACUAUAA